CCCUUCACAUGUCCGCGGCGUCGCGUCACACCCGGAAGCAGCGGCUGGAGCGGAGCCAGCCGCAAUGAGCGGGGACCUGGGGUCGACCUCCGCGGCGCCGGAUCCCGGGGAGGUCCAACCGGGCAGCGGGGUCCGCCUGGUGGUGGAGUUCUGUGAACCCUGCGGCUUUGAGGCGGCCUACCUGGAGCUGGAGAGUGCCGUGAAGGAGCAGUAUCCUGGCAUCGAGAUCGAGUCGCGUACGGGAGGCCCAGGGGCCUUUGAGAUCCACAUCAAUGGACAGCUGGUGUUCUCCAAGCUGGAGAAUGGGGGCUUCCCUUAUGAGAAAGAUCUCAUUGAGGCCAUCCGAAGAGCCAUUAACGGAGAACCCCUAGAAAAGAUCACCAACAGCCGGCCUCCCUGCGUCAUCCUGUGACUACAUGGGAUUUCCAGUUCCUGCUCUGUUCUGGAAUCCAGGCCUUGGUCCCAUUUGGUCCUGCUGCGGGUUCCCCACUGCCUCUUACCCUUCAUUUAGCUCUGGUAGCUCAGAGGCCCUGGUCUCCACUUUGCCCCUUUGGGUACCAGGAAAGAAUAGAAACUUCUGUUGAUCUGGAGGGUGGAAGAGGCAUUCCAUUGGCAUCACCACAGCCACCUUAUACCCCUUCCUGGGAUUAGUGUCCCCUCUCCAGCUUAGCAACACCUAGCAGAGGCCACUGGAGUUCUAAUUUAUUUUCUACUAGCCCCUGGCAAUGUCAACUAUUGGCAAUAAAGUAACACUACAAACACC
Molecule: messenger RNA, 763 nt
Organism: Pteronotus mesoamericanus
Lineage: Eukaryota; Metazoa; Chordata; Mammalia; Chiroptera; Mormoopidae
Gene: MIEN1
Product: migration and invasion enhancer 1
Exons: 4
Coding region: 65-412 (115 amino acids)
Biological process (GO): positive regulation of filopodium assembly; negative regulation of apoptotic process
Cellular component (GO): cytosol
Source: RefSeq, a predicted model, not a curated record